AUGUUGGGUGCACAUAAAACCUAUUUCAGGUCUUUGACAAGACGUAGUGAAAAGACUCCUUCCUAUCUAAAUUUUAAGGUAGAAGGAAUUUCAUUGUAUUUUUUACUUUCUAAAAAUACUACAACAAAUAGAUUCUAUAUAAAACCAUUUUUUAGAACUACACCAAACUGUAGAGCUCUCCAACUACCAUUCACCACAGAAGAUAUCUCCUCUGAGAGCAACUCAUCAUCGGGAAGUCAUGAAGUCUCAAGAUCCAACAAAUCGUCGUUACCGACCAUCACACUAAUCGAUGCCAUCGAAUUCAACAAAGAUGUAGUUAAUAAGGAGGACGAUGAGAAUAGAGAGAGAUUAAGUACACUUGCCACUACUAUUAAGCAAUCACAAACUUCAACUUUCUCUCGUUUCCAAUCCGAUUUCACUACAACAGAGGAACCGAUUGGAAGAGGUGCCUAUGGAAAGGUCUUCAAGUGCUAUAAGCAAUUGGAGAACGCUUUCUAUGCCGUUAAGCGUGUUGCCUUCACCAAGGAUUCCAUCAAUGAAUUACAGCUACAUGCAUUGUUCGACCAUCCUAACAUUGUCAGACUUUAUAGCUCCUGGGUAGAAAUGCAAUCACAUUGUCCGGAUGCUGUUGCCUCCGGAGAGAAGUCCAACACCGAACCUAAAUACAAUUUUGAAACCGAUGGAACAUUAAGUGUGUGCGAUGAUAGUGAUAGUAAUUGUUCCAACUAUAGCAAUAAUAGUAUUAGUAAUAACAAUAAUAUUGAUAAUAAUAAUUGUAAUAAUAAUAGUUUUAAUUGCUAUUCGGAAAAACAAGAAUCACAAAAUAAUAAUUUGGAUUUAGAUUAUGAAAAUCAAUUUGUUUUGUAUAUCCAGAUGGAGUGGUGUCAAACGACUCUCCAAAAAUGGAUGGAGUCCAACAUUCGUUUGAUCGAUGUUUCCGUGGCCACAAAGAUCAUUAUGCAAUUGUUAAAGGCUCUAGAGUACCUACAUUCCAAACAUACCGUCCACUGCGAUAUUAAACCCUCGAAUACGCUCAUUAAAUUCGACGGAGAUGGAAGCAGCAAUCCAAUUGUAAAGCUCUGUGAUUUCGGAAUAUCCAGCCAUUCAAAUCUAUUGGUAAAGAGUUGCAAAAAGUUUGGUACCGAAAUCUACUGCAGUCCUGAGCAAAACGAGGGUCGCUAUGGUGUAGACGAGCUUACCGAUGUCUUUAGUGUUGGUGUCAUCUUCUAUGAAAUGCUUUGGAGAAUGGUAUACGGAGAUUCCGCCAAUACACUCAAUCCUAAACUACUAGCUUUAAAGGACCACGAAAUCGACGAUCCAAUUCUCUUGAACCUAUUCCCAAAUCAAUGUGAAAUAAUCAAUAGAAUGAUUGCUCCAAAACUUGGUCGACCAUCUGCCUCAAUUCUCUUACAAAAAUAUUUUUAA
Heterostelium album PN500 is the source of this 1425-nucleotide messenger RNA. Its product is annotated as putative protein serine/threonine kinase. The transcript has a single exon. Gene Ontology annotation, molecular function: protein kinase activity; ATP binding. Gene Ontology annotation, biological process: protein phosphorylation. Lineage: Eukaryota; Evosea; Eumycetozoa; Acytosteliales; Acytosteliaceae. Bases 1 to 1425 code for a protein of 474 amino acids. The record is from RefSeq and is a predicted model, not a curated record.